Molecule: messenger RNA, 604 nt
Organism: Scylla paramamosain (green mud crab)
Lineage: Eukaryota; Metazoa; Arthropoda; Malacostraca; Decapoda; Portunidae
Product: signal recognition particle subunit SRP68-like
Exons: 3
Coding region: 122-409 (95 amino acids)
Source: RefSeq, a predicted model, not a curated record
AAAGAACCGAGUAAGGCCGUGUGGGGAAGCCCUCUCCAGGUGUCUCCAGCUCGGCAGCACCUGGCACUCUGUUCCGCCGAGUAUAUGAAGAGGGACGCCCCGACCAGUGCCACACUUCGACAUGGAGCGACGCACCCUGCUGAUUGUCCUGCUAGUGUGCUGCAUCCUUCUCGCAGCCACCACCAAGGCUGUACCAAGAGGCGGAGGCGGUGGUCGCUCUGGCGGUAGUUUUGGCUCUGGCAGUCGUUCUAGCUCUGGCAGUCGUUCUAGCUCUGGCAGUCGUUCUAGAUCUUUCAGUCGUUCUCGGCAUGGCAGCCGCUUCAGUUCUUCUAGUGAUUUCUUCGGUUUCAAUGAUAAAACGACCACCAGCCGUCCUUGGUACUACAAUAUUAUUGGAGGACAAGGUUGAUUGUCAUUCUGCUAAAACUCCUGCAUGCCCCGCGGAUAACCAGACAGGAGCCUCGCCCAGCCCGAUAGGCGGUCCUUCCAUCAACACGGACCUCUCGCUAUUUUGGAAAAAUUUGAACGCUACAUUGUUUUCAUUGCGUAAUCCAUAAAACAUUUUUUUUCUUUCCAUUCACUGCUAAAUAAAAGCAUAGCACAC